Erythranthe guttata (spotted monkey flower) is the source of this 1182-nucleotide messenger RNA. Its product is annotated as protein BASIC PENTACYSTEINE4. Gene Ontology annotation, biological process: response to ethylene. Gene Ontology annotation, cellular component: nucleus. Gene Ontology annotation, molecular function: sequence-specific DNA binding; DNA-binding transcription factor activity. The record is from RefSeq and is a predicted model, not a curated record. NCBI's taxonomy places the organism in Eukaryota, Viridiplantae, Streptophyta, Magnoliopsida, Lamiales, Phrymaceae.
GGUGAGAGAGAGAGAGAAGAGCAGGACGGAGAAGAGGGCUUUCAGUGUGCGGAAGGGCCGAUUCGAAAUUAACACUCCUCCAAUUGCUCCGCCAUCAUCUCCGGUAAGUGCUCGAGGUCAACACUUGAUAAACGCAGUCAAUGUGGAACAUGAUGCAGUACCAGCAUUUCAGUGAACAAAACGCCUUCAACACGACCGCCAAAAUCGGCAUACUCUUUGAAGAAAAGGAGGCCGCUUUAAAAGAGCGAGACAAGGCCAUAUCCGAAACAAAAGCAAUAUUAAAAGAAAUGGAAUUCGCCAUCACGCAGAGAGACUUAGCAAUUAUCGAACGUAACAACGCCCUAAAAGAACGCGACAACGCAAUCGCAGCCCUCCAAUUCCACGAGAGCAAUAUGCGUAACCCUAUUUCUGAAGUUCCCACAUCAAGGGCAAAAGCGUCCAGGAAUGUCAAAAUAAAGUCGAGUAGAUCAUCGAAGAAAGCGAAGAAAAUGGGUGAGGAUUUGAAUAGGCAGGUCACAACUUAUGGAUCAAAGGCUGAGUGGGAAGAUCAAGAUCUUGGCUCGACGCUCCAGAUGAUUCGGUUCGAUGAAUCGACUAUGCCUGUGCCUGUUUGUUCUUGUACAGGGGUGGCCCGCCAGUGCUACAAGUGGGGGAAAGGGGGUUGGCAGUCGUCUUGUUGCACGACAGCCCUGUCGGAAUAUCCGCUCCCUCAAAUGCCGAACAAGAGGCAUGCUAGAAUGGGGGGAAGGAAAAUGAGUGGGACUGUGUUUAGCAGAUUGCUGACUAGACUAGGGACAGCUGGACACGACUUGUCGGUUCCGUUGGAUUUGAAGAUUUACUGGGCUAAACACGGGACCAAUCGCUACAUCACCAUCACGUAAUUACCUUUCUUCUUCACAUUUUUUUUCUCCCUCGUGUGUAGCCUACGUUUUUUUUCGAUGAAUUAACUAGAACUAUCUUGGCUCUGGUAGUAAUAAACGUCGUUCAUGUGUAGGAUAAAAUUUGAUCUACUGAGGCUUGAAAAUUUUGCACUUGGUACAUAUAGUAAUUAGUUGGUGCUGUUUCUGCUUUCUUAUAUUCUGUUGCUUUAUAUUGUGAGUUUUGCUUUAAUUUGAAUUCUUGAGCUUCGAUAUGUUUUAUUUAGUAAGUCGAAUUUUGCGAAAAAUCGAUAUUGAUUUGAAA